UCCUUAUAUGGUCAGGCUCCGCCCCUGGCUGUGAUGUCGUCAGCAGCUGGGAGGAAGACCCGUGGGGUUUUUGGGUUUUGGCGUCCAGUCCUGUGGGGCCGCAGGGCUGAGAGUUUCUCCUCUGCUCCUCAUCCCUCCAUCAGCGCUCCUGUUUCCUCUCCUCUCUCCUCUCCUGUCUCCUCCUCUCCUCUCCUCCUCUUGCCUCCUCUCUCCUCCUCUCUUUGGGGAAAAGAAAAAAGACACUUUGCUCGCGCUCGAUUCGCCGUGCGGACUCGUCUCUGUUCUUCUUCUCGUUUUCUCGUCCUCUGAGGAUUUUAUUUUUCUUUUUUUCCUCCUCCUCCUCCUCUUCCUCUCCUCCUCGCCGGGUUUCAACCUGACGGCCGAGAAUUUUUAAAAAGUCCUUUAAAAAAAAAGACAUUUUUCUUUCAGUGUAAAAAGUUGAAUGAAAUGUAAAAAAAAGACAGAAAAAGUUGAAUAAAACUCAGCUUGUCUUCCUCCUCUUCCUCCUCGUCUUCCUCGUCGCUGGCUGCUUUUGGCGUUUCGAUGUCGAUGAAUUAGACGAUCGAGCCUCCGUUCGUCCUCUAGAGCUCCUCUGGGUUUGGGUUUUUUUCUGGACUUUUUUUCCUGCUGAUUUUUCUACUUGUUGUUUUGCCUUCGUGUUGUUUCGUCCUCGUGGUCGUGCGGUCACGGCGGUCGGAGCGUCGGGGCCCCGGAGAUGUUUGGGAUCCAGGACAACCUGCCCCGCGGGGCCACGGCCAGCAUGAAGGAGGAGCCGCUGGCUGUUCGCUCCUGGAUGCACUCAGCUGGCGUGGUGGACGCCAACACAGCCGCUCAGAGCGGGGUGGGGUUAGCCCGGGCGCACUUUGAAAAGCAGCCCCCGUCCAACCUGAGAAAAUCCAACUUCUUCCACUUCGUGUUGGCGCUGUACGACCGGCAGGGUCAGCCAGUGGAGAUCGAACGCACCGCCUACGUUGACUUUGUGGAGAAAGAGAAGGAGCCGAGCGGAGAGAAAACCAACAACGGGAUUCACUACAAACUGCAGCUGCUCUACAGCAACGGUGUGAGGACGGAGCAGGACCUCUACGUCCGGCUGAUCGACUCCAUGACCAAACAGGCCAUCAUCUACGAAGGUCAGGAUAAGAAUCCAGAGAUGUGCCGAGUCCUGCUGACACAUGAGAUCAUGUGCAGUCGCUGCUGUGAUAAGAAGAGCUGUGGAAACAGAAACGAGACGCCGUCAGACCCCGUCAUCAUCGACAGGUUCUUCCUGAAGUUCUUCUUAAAGUGUAACCAGAACUGUCUGAAGAAUGCCGGAAAUCCCAGAGACAUGAGGAGGUUCCAGGUGGUGGUGUCGACGACAGUGAACGUGGAUGGCCACGUCCUCGCUGUUUCUGACAACAUGUUUGUACACAACAACUCCAAACAUGGCCGCAGAGCCCGGAGACUGGACCCGUCUGAAGCAGCCACUCCCUGUAUCAAAGCCAUCAGUCCCAGUGAGGGUUGGACGACGGGCGGAGCAACGGUCAUCCUGAUCGGAGACAACUUCUUUGACGGCCUGCAGGUUGUCUUCGGUACCAUGUUGGUGUGGAGUGAGCUGAUCACCCCUCACGCUAUCCGUGUGCAGACUCCUCCCCGUCACAUCCCUGGGGUUGUCGAGGUAACGCUGUCCUACAAGUCCAAACAGUUCUGUAAAGGAGCACCUGGACGAUUCGUUUAUACAGCUUUAAACGAGCCCACCAUAGACUACGGCUUCCAGAGGUUACAGAAGGUCAUUCCUCGUCACCCCGGAGACCCGGAGAGACUGCCUAAGGAGGUGCUGUUGAAGAGAGCAGCUGACCUGGUGGAGGCGCUCUACGGGAUGCCUCAUAACAACCAGGAGAUUAUCCUGAAGCGUGCAGCCGACAUCGCCGAAGCUCUCUACAGCGUUCCCAGGAACCACAACCAGAUCCCGUCGCUAGGCAACACCGCCUCCCAUGGCAUGAUGGGAGUUAACUCCUUCAGUGGGCAGCUGGCCGUCAACGUCUCUGACACAACGCAAGUUGGCUACAGUCGUAACACCAGCAGCGUGUCGCCACGGGGAUACGUACCGAGCUCCACCCCCCAACAGAGUAACUAUGGCAACACUGUCAGCAACAGCAUGAACGGCUAUGGCAACACUGGCAUGCCAAACUUAGGAGUGGCAACAUCUCCGGGCUUCCUUAAUGGCUCGUCUGCCAACUCUCCCUACGGCAGUAAGUAUCAAGUAGUUCCAUCCAGUCCGACCAUGGCCGUAUCGAACUGUAACUCCUCUCACGGAGUCUUCUCCUUCUCAGCCGCUGUAAAACAGAAGAGCGCCUUUGCUCCCGUUGUUAGGCCGCCGGCUUCACCUCCUCCACCCAACUGCUCCGGCAACAACUCCAACGGGCUGCAAGCCAUGUCUGGCCUCGUCGUCCCUCCGAUGUAAAACAUCUCUCCUCCUCGGUCCUCAUCUCUCCUCCCCCCUCAGCCACGAGCACCAAUCACCUCAGAGGAGGCAGGGCCUCAGGCAGCAGCUGACCAGUCAGGACAGAGUAUCGAUGCUGUCUGUCACAGAUAAAAACAGAAACUGUCGUCUCUGAGUGGACGGAGUCUCCGGUCUUUUCUCUGGUGCUCUCAGCUCUCUGUAAUUAUUCUCAUGUUGUACUCUGUGUUUGGGGGGUGGGGUCUGUUUGUGUAAAACUGUGAUGUCACACCUGUGACAUGACAUCAUUUUCUCUACUUGUGAUGUAAUUCUGGGAGACGGAUCCAGGCCUUGUGGACAUAAAAGACAGAACUGCCCUCAUACCUGAUUGGUCACCUGCUCAGGACGUGGACACCUGGACAUCAUCAGGACACUGAAGUCGGGACGUAUGUCUCAGUGAGGGAGGACAGACAGGACACGUCCUCCUCAUGCUGCCUGUGAUUGGUCCUCACGUUUAAAAACAGAUCAGGAUGUUCGCAGAGGAAAGAAAUUUACAGCAAGGAAACAAGGAAGAAGGAAACUUCCAUUCACAAAUAACAGAAGCAAGGUAGUUAGGAAGCAAGGAAGAAGGAUGCCUCCAGCCAGGGAACAAGGGAAGAGGAGGUUUCCUACUUAGGAAGCAAGGAAGGAGGAAAAAUUGUAGUUAAGGAGCAAGAGAGGGGAGGGCUAGGACAGAGGAGGCUUCCAGGGAUGGACCAAGGGAGGAGGAAACUUCCUAGUUAGGUAGCAAGGAAAAAGGAAACUUUGUAGUCUGUUGGCAGGGAUGAGGAGGCUUCCAGGUAGGGAUCAAGGUGUCCAGCUAGGGAGCAGAAAAGAUGUAAGCUUCCUUGUUAGGAAGGAAGGACCACUGCUACCUAGGAGGCAAGAUGAAGGAAGCUUAGGGAAGGAGGAAUAAGAAGUGUUCCUAUGUCGGAACCCAGGAAGAAUGAGCUUGGUCCUGAUUGGCUUCCCUCACUGACCAAUCAUUGAAAUCAGGUUUAAGGUCGCGUCUCCAUGGAUACGCAUAUUUAUCAAAACUGAUAUUUUCCUCCACGUUUUGGCAUCUCGUCUUCAAACAGGUUCAGGUCAUGAAAACUGAGACUAAUGCUUUGUUCACACCCAAUGUGAAACAAAUUUCCGCAUCACGUUACUCACAUGAAUACAGUGUCAUGUAAAAGUUUGGUCUAAACUUCAUUUCCUGUGAGUAGAUGUAAUAGUAGAUGAACUGAUCUCCAAAAGUCAUGAAGUUAAAGAUGAAACAUUUCAUUAAUAUUUUAAUCAAGAUUAAACUUUUUAAUUUCAUCUUUUACAGUUUCACAAUAACAAAAAAUGAAAAGGCCAAAGCCAAAGUUUGAGCCCCCUGCAUGGUCAGUGCUCAGUAGCGCCCACAGAUGUUUAAUGAUGUUUAGGUUGGGGGACUGUGAGGGGCGUGGCCAAACCUUCAGCUGGCUCCUCUUGAGGUCGUCCAUUGUGGAUCUGGAGGUGUGUUUAGGAUCAUUGUCCUGUUGUAGAAGCCGUCCUCUCUUCAUCUGCAGCUUUUAUACAGAUGCUGUGAUGUCUGGAAUUUAACUGAAUCCAU
Messenger RNA from Epinephelus lanceolatus (giant grouper), 4034 nucleotides. RefSeq names its product transcription factor COE3-like. Gene Ontology annotation, molecular function: DNA binding; DNA-binding transcription factor activity. Gene Ontology annotation, biological process: regulation of DNA-templated transcription. Lineage: Eukaryota; Metazoa; Chordata; Actinopteri; Perciformes; Serranidae. The record is from RefSeq and is a predicted model, not a curated record.